Messenger RNA from Rotaria sp. Silwood1, 1257 nucleotides. Lineage: Eukaryota; Metazoa; Rotifera; Eurotatoria; Philodinida; Philodinidae. The record is from the annotation of a GenBank genome assembly.
AUGAUUUUGAUGACAGUAAUCCAUUUACUUCUUCUUCUUGUGGCUUUAUCAUCAUCAGCACCAUCAUCAUCACCACCAGCUUCAAGCUUUGAAGAAUUUGAUCUGAAACUUUAUUCUACUCUUAGUCAAAAUAAGAAGAAUCAAAAUGUAUUUUUUUCACCAGCAAGUAUUUCUCUUGCAAUGUCAAUGUGUGCAGUUGGUGCUCAACAAGAAACACUACAUCAAAUGUUAAAAACAUUUGAAGUAUCAUCAAGAAAUCAAUUAAUAGAAACAGCUGAACAAAUGAUGCAUAUCUUUUCCAUUGCUAAUCAAGAUAAACAAGUUCAACUUAAACUAGCUAAUCGUCUUUAUGCACAAAAAGCAUAUCAACUUCAAGAAGAAUAUUUAAAAAUUCUUCAAAAUGCAUUUAAAGCAGAUAUUAAACUUGAAGAUUUUGAAAAUGAAAGUGCUCAAGUUGUUCAAAGAAUCAAUACAUGGGUUGAACAACAAACAAAUAAUUUAAUUCGAAAUUUACUUUCAACAAAAGAUGUGACACCUGAAACAAGAUUAAUAAUUAUUAAUAGUAUUUAUUUCAAGGGUACAUGGAUAAAAGAAUUUAACCAAAAUUUAACAAAGAAAAAUGCUGAUUUUUAUGAAACAAAUGGUAAAAUUUCUAAAGUAACAUUAAUGCAUCAACGAGAGAAAUAUGCUUACGCUGAGAAUAAUGAUUUAUAUGUACAAAUUGUUCAUGUACCAUAUAAAAGUGAAAAUAAAGAUGUUGAAUUUGUUUUUACAGUAAUUUUACCUAAUCGAGGAGUUCAAUUAGAUGUUGUCGAACAAAAAUUAGCGUCACGACCUGAUUUAAUGCAAAAUUUAUUAAGUCAUCAAAAUACAAAAACAGAAGAACUUCUUUUAUAUUUACCAAAAUUUAAAAUGGAAACUACAUUUGAAUUAAGUGAUAUUCUUCAACAACUUGGAAUGAAAGAUGCAUUUAGAGAUGAUAAAGCAAAUUUUUCAGGUAUUGUUAGUGAAAAAAAUAAUAAAGAUCAUUUAUACAUUAGCAAGGUUAUUCACAAAGCGUUUAUUGAUGUAAACGAACAAGGAUCAGAAGCAGCAGCAGCUACAGCCGUUAUCAUCACUAUUCUUGCAUCAGUUCAUCAACCACUACAUCCCAUUGAAUUCAAAGCUGAUCGUCCAUUUUUAUUCUUCAUUCGUGAAAGUCGACAAAAUAUUGUCUUAUUUAGUGGUAGAUUUAUUUCACCACCAACAAACUCAUAA